Botrytis cinerea B05.10 is the source of this 1486-nucleotide messenger RNA. RefSeq lists its product as hypothetical. The coding region runs from base 325 to 1413 and encodes 362 amino acids. Gene Ontology annotation, biological process: protein N-linked glycosylation; N-acetylglucosamine metabolic process. Gene Ontology annotation, molecular function: beta-1,4-mannosylglycoprotein 4-beta-N-acetylglucosaminyltransferase activity. The transcript has a single exon. The record is from RefSeq and is a predicted model, not a curated record. Lineage: Eukaryota; Fungi; Ascomycota; Leotiomycetes; Helotiales; Sclerotiniaceae. Gene Ontology annotation, cellular component: membrane.
GGAGGCAGUGAAUCCAAUUUAACUUGUUCUUUCCAAUUUCCAGUUUCCAUCAUAAGUAGUUAACAGAUAAAAGGUAAGCGCAGUCAAAGGCCUCCAUUACUGGAGGCGUUGGUUUCUUUCCCUAUUGUUUUCGGUUCUUUACAUUGCUGCGCAAACGUCUCCGGCGCGUCGCCAUAUUAUUUUGUUGGUGACUAUUGUAGACUGUUGUACGUCUACCUGCUCUAUUUCAGUCAUUCGAUCGAUAGGUAUUAUUUUGAUACAUCAGUUGCAGUUCUCUCAACUUGAGAGGAUGAAUGAUCAGCAUCAUUCGGUACCUAGGGGAUCAUGGUAGCUCUCGUGAGAAGAACUCCCGGAGCUUUGCUUCGAAAAUUAAUAUCUUGUGUUGCGAUUGUGCUAGUCUUGAAUUUAUUCCUUUACAGCAGUUUAAACCUGACACAGCUUGGUUUUUCUUCUAAGAUAACCAACUCACGCCACAAUGUAUGUGAGGCGCAAGGUUGGCGUCAAUACCAACCUGAAAGACCCCGAAAGGUCUAUGAUCUAUUCAUGCUGAGCUCAGAGCUUGACUGGCUCGAGAUCCGUCUUCACACUCUUGCAGACCAUGUCGAUUACUUUGUCGUAGUUGAAUCUAAUAUGACCUUCACCGGGCAUUCCAAACCUCUUCUAUUUCUCGACAACGAGUCACGUUUUUCUCAAUUUUCUCCGAAGAUAAUUUACCAUCUCCUUGAGAACCGACCCUUAACUUCUCGACGAACAUGGGACUAUGAAGAUCACCAACGUAACGCUAUGUUUACACAAGUGAUACCACGGCUCAACGGCACCGAAACUGCGAACAUUGGAGAUGUCCUCCUCGUUUCGGACAUUGACGAGAUCCCACGUCCCGAGACUCUUGACCUCCUACGAGCUUGUGAUUUUAACAAGCGGCUCACGCUUAGCAGUCGCUUCUACUACUAUGGUUUUCAGUUUCUACAUAAAGGUCCCGAGUGGCCUCAUCCUCAAGCAACAAUCUACGCCGGUCCUACAAAAACCAUUCUCCCAGCCGACCUGAGAAAUGGAGAAGGAGGUUUCAGGCUCUUCAACUAUUUCCAAAAGAGAAAUCUGGCGAAUGCAUCUUGGCAUUGUUCGAGUUGCUUUUCAACGAUUGCGGAGAUAUUGAAUAAGAUGGCAAGCUUUUCGCAUACAACUUUGAACCAGGAGGUAUUUAGGAGUGAAGCCAGAAUAGUGGAUAGAGUCAGGAAAGGGUUGGAUUUAUGGGAUAGGAAGGGUGAGGAUUAUGAAAUACUGAUGGCGAAUAGUGAUAUCCCGGGAUGGGUUGGUAACAACAGUGAAAGAUUCGGAUAUCUAUUGAGAAGGGAGGGUGAAAAUGCUGGGUUUGUGGACUAUGUGGCUGGUGGUGGUGAUGGAAUAACAUACUGACUGUCUGGUGGAAUAUAUAAAACCUGUGAACAAAAAAGGGAAUGCACUGUAGGAAAAAAGUUCAAACAUCACA